AUCACAUUACUAUUUGAGUUAGUUGGUCAGUCGAGGCCUGGAUCGGACCGUGAAUCGGUACUGUUUUCUCCUCCGAUUUUCCCCGUAAAGUGGUCACUUUUUCUUGUGUCUUAUCUUGUUCUUAUCCACCGCCAUGGACGUUAACGAUAACAGCAGCAUCCACUGCAGCAGUUACACGCGUCAGUGGGUGGCAUCGGUCCGGUCAAGGAUGGCGUCCCGGUUGGGGAUGACCUUAUCUCCGCCACCCGUAAUUGUCCCCAGCCCGCCACAAUUGCCACGUGGUUGGACCAGACAAAGACCCAAGACGCCACCACCCCCACCAAAUCCGGAGUACGACUAUGCCAAUAUUGACAAAGAACUGAGGGCCUUAGUCGAUUUGGAGUACGUGAGGUGGGAGGAGGACAAAAAAAGGAGAGAGAAGUUUCCGAACGGUGAAAAAGGGAGUCGGAGUCUUCUCUUUUACGCGAAGCAGUAUUACGGAGAUAGCCUGAAAAUCGAUCCAGAGUCACCACCACCGCCAUCGUCAUCCGAUAAGACACCGGCCCAACGAUCAUAAUUUCUACUUCGAAAUCUCAUGGAUUGAUAUUACUUAGAUUUUUAGCAACUUUUCGCAAUGAAUUCGCAUUUUCUUUGUUGCAAUUUAGUUCUGAUGUUAGCUGAUCAAAUGCUUGCACGGGUGGAAUUUCUACAUUUGAAAAACAUUAUCCAUCGAGAUAUAAAGCCGGAUAACUUUCUCAUGGGCGUGGGAAGAUCCUCCAACCAAGUGUACCUGAUUGAUUUUGGACUCGCCAAGAAAUAUCGCUUAUCUACUGGUCGUCAUAUUCCGCAUCGAAGUGACAAAAGUUUAACGGGUACUGCUCGCUACGCAUCCAUUAAUGCUCAUAAGGGACACGAGCAGAGUCGCCGGGACGAUUUAGAAGCAAUUGGCUACGUAAUGAUAUACUUUUUGAUGGGUCGCUUGCCAUGGCAAGGUCUAAAAGCAUCCAACCAGAAGCAGAAAUACGAGAAAAUCACUGAAACUAAGUUGCAAAUUUCAACAAAAGACCUUUGUAAUAAACUUCCCCAAGAAUUUGAAAUGUACAUGAAUUAUUGUCGUACUCUUGGCUUUGAAGAAGGCCCAAAUUACAGAUAUCUCCGACAAAAUUUCCUAAUUUUGAGCCGAGUCCAGGAAUAUGAAUAUGAUAACCACUACGACUGGACAUCGCUAAAACGAAAGACACCAGCUCAACUAUCUGGAAACUCAAAUUCUCUACCACCGCAAAUCCCUGGACCUUCUACUAUUAAAUAGGCUGCUAAUGCUAAUGGAGCGAACAAGCAAAGAAUCUCUUUAUUGAUCUGAAUGAAACGAGAAACUUAAUUAAAUAUGGUCACAACAUAUGUAUUUAACUGACAGUGUAACAGUAUCUUGUUUAUUAUCAUUUCUAUACUUGAAAGAAGUAAAUUUGUGUGGUUUUACAUACUUUAACACAGUUUCUUUAAUGCUGUUUUUAAAAUAAAUUGUCAACAAUACCGUUUA
This is a messenger RNA of Folsomia candida, 1516 nucleotides long. Its product is annotated as casein kinase I. The coding region runs from base 614 to 1288 and encodes 224 amino acids. Gene Ontology annotation, cellular component: cytoplasm; nucleus. Gene Ontology annotation, molecular function: ATP binding; protein serine/threonine kinase activity. Gene Ontology annotation, biological process: peptidyl-serine phosphorylation; signal transduction. NCBI's taxonomy places the organism in Eukaryota, Metazoa, Arthropoda, Collembola, Entomobryomorpha, Isotomidae. The record is from RefSeq and is a predicted model, not a curated record. The transcript has 7 exons.